This is a messenger RNA of Strongylocentrotus purpuratus (purple sea urchin), 3530 nucleotides long. Its product is annotated as insulin-like growth factor-binding protein complex acid labile subunit. NCBI's taxonomy places the organism in Eukaryota, Metazoa, Echinodermata, Echinoidea, Camarodonta, Strongylocentrotidae. The record is from RefSeq and is a predicted model, not a curated record. Bases 258 to 3038 code for a protein of 926 amino acids. The transcript is spliced from 4 exons. Gene Ontology annotation, molecular function: protein binding.
UGGACAACAAAGUCAUCAUAUUCGCGUGUCUUUUCGCUGCUCUCAUCUUCGCCCCCUUAACUACAUCCACCGUGUCGACGUUAGACUCAUGCCCAGACCACUGCUACUGUUUUGUCGUGUCUCGCAACGCACCUCCGCCGACCGCACUCCUGUCAAGUUAUAUUCAAGCAAACGACUGGGAAGAAGGAAGCAAGGCUAUAGCUUGCUGGGGGCGGAAGGACAUUCCCCAACCGAUUUCACGAGAUAUCAAGUACUUGAUGCUGAUAGGGAGUCAGAAGCCGAAGCGGCGAAGACAGAAAGAUGUGCGGCUCGGUCAUCGGCCACGGAGCCUGAGAGGCAGUCUGAGCAUGCGACGGCCCCGGACCUACAUCAUUCCAGACCCGACACCUGUCCGUCGACGGAACAUCCGUUCAGUCCCACAGGGCGCCCUCAGUGGUCUUCGAGAGAUCAUCCAGAUUGACCUUCACGGAAACAAAAUCAUGGAGCUUAGUCCCACCACGUUCCAGGGUUUGUCUAACCUCGUGGUUCUCAACUUGAACGAGAAUCGCAUUAAGUCUCUGCAUACGGACCUCUUGCAUGAUGCACAUGCGUUGAGGACUUUCCUAGUGUCUGGGAACUUUCUGCGCUCUUUGCCAGAGUCCAUUUUCCGCAAUAACCGUCAAAUUGAGAGACUGGACCUUAGCGAUAACAUCCUGUGGAGUAUUGCUGAGGACUGUUUUCAGCCACUGGAUGCGCUGAAGUUUUUGAAUCUCUCGUACAAUCGCGUGAAUGAAAAGAAUCAGAUGAUCUUCACUGGAUUGUCUCAAUUGACGGAGUUGUACUUGCAAAGGAAUAAGUUCACCCGAAUAGACCCGACCCUGUUCUUAAGCAACACGCAACUGAAGAAAAUUGAUCUGAGUUUCAACCGGAUCAAGACGAUUGCGCCGAAUGCGUUUCAGAACCAACGCCUUUUGGAGUUUCUAGAUUUAUCCGGGAACUCAUUGACGUCUCUGAACAGUUUGGCAUUCCAAGGAGCCAAUGCUCUGAGGACGCUCGACCUGUCUUCCAACAGCGUGAACGAAAUCAUGGACGACGUGUUUACCAACUUGGCCAAUCUCACAAAAUUAAACCUGAAGGGCAAUAUGUUGCCAAACAUCACAGCUGACACAUUCGGCGAUAUCCCGAGUUUAUCUUAUCUCACACUAACCGACAAUAAUAUUUCCCGAAUCUCGUCAAACUCUUUGGCUGGUCUUGUGGGUUUAGAGUUCCUUGAUCUGUCCGGGAACAGUCUCAGGCAUCUUCAGGCUGGGGCAUUGCAAGGCCUUGCGGCAUUAAUGGAGCUCAACCUUGCAGACAACAAGCUCUAUAUCGUUGAACCCGAGGCGCUGAAAACGACACAAUUCUCCUUUAUGUCUCAGCUGACAUGGCUAAACUUACAGGGAAACCAACUUAUAGAGCUGCAGAGGGGUGUCUUCCGUGGUGCCCCAAGCUUAAGAGUUCUGACCCUUUCUAGAAACAAGAUCUUGCGCAUCGUACCUGAUGCCUUCAGCGGAUUCAACCGACUCCACCGCCUGAUGAUGAGUGACAACAACCUCAGAAGAUUACCCGAUGGUAUCUUCCGGCUUCUGAGGACCCUCGAAAUGCUUGAUCUGCGGAACAACAGCCUCACCGAGAUCUCGGACAAAGCCUUCCAAGGACUCACUGCCCUAAGCAACCUCAACCUUGCGGAGAACAAACUAACCAAUGACAAGAUGAAAUGGUUGAAAAAUAUUCGGCCGGUCCAAACCCUGAACCUUAACAAUAACCAGUUCAGCCAGAUGUCUUCAGGGGACUUCGAGGUUGCAGGGAAUCUGCGCUAUCUGUAUCUAUCCAACAAUAACCUGACCAAAGUCUCUGUCAGGAAUGAUUCUCGUCUCUACCUCUACAACCUCACUCUGUCCAAUAACCGUCUGACGGAGCUCAUGGACUUCUCACCGCAUAUUUUGCCAGGGAGGGUGUUGGACUUGGCUGGCAAUCCCUGGAACUGCAAUUGCCGAUUCGUCCGUUUCUUUACCGACAUGACCCGGAGGAACGGUAUCAGAUUGGACAAGGAGUACCAGACCAGGUGCAAGACGCCACGGCCGCUGGACGGUGUAAAGAUAAUGGAUCUUAUUCGAUCUGAUGUUCCAUGCAGAGGGGAUGAUCUUGUCGACGUACCAGCGAUUGCCGAUGCUACCUCUCCAAGUCCGACUUCAGUCCACGCCCCUUCAAUUCCUAACUACAUGGCAUUAGAUAGAUUGCGCUGGUCAUGGGUAGUUCUUAUCUGGGAUUCGGCCACGGACACCCCGAUUUGCAACGGUGCCUUGGUGUCACCAAGCUUUGUCCUCACUUCAUACCAAUGCCUCGCGCGAAUCACCAAGAUCGAGUCCUAUCUGCACCUCGUAUCAAGAUGCUCACGACCGCUUGAUGGUGACUGUCCGGACAAGGUUUGGACAGCGCCCUCUAAUCUGGAGAUAAAGGUUUCUGCUGGACAAGGCACACUGCCGAAGUUCAACGUGGUUGCAGAAACUUACCGCGUUCUGCGAAUCCACAGGGUGUUGCCGGAUGCAACCCCUGACGGCCCCGCUCCGGUUCUCCUGCAAAUAUCACCUUCGGUUGAUCUGCAAGGACCUGCGUCGGUCAUCGAUAUCCUGGAGGAGACACCAACGUUUGGAAACCUAGAUGGCAAGCGUGUCCUAGCAUCAGGGUGGUGGAUUGAUCGCUCAAAGGCACCGGAUGUGGUAGGACGGCAGAAGCGACGUCACUACCGGUUGACGUCAUUACAGUGCGGGUCGCCCAAUGAGGUCCACCAGCCCUAUCUCUGCGGACAUCUAGAGCAAGAUCUCGAAGACUACAAGGGCUGGGACAGUCUGGGGGCACCAGUGACGAUAAGGGAACGCAACCAAUGGAAAAUCGUUGGCAUCCUGGUGAAAAAUGAGGAUGGUGUGGGCUUUAUCAAAGACGUUAGACAGGACAGGGAUAAGAUUAAUCAGAUUAUUGCCGAAAGGUCUCCUUUGGAACACGUGACACACCCUUACUAGUUCUGCCAAAGACUUUAUACAUACAGUCCUGAACAUUUGAUUUUUUUACUUGUCAACGAAAUUCAUGUAAAUAUUGUUGCGUAUUUAAAUCCAAAAUGUAUGUGAAGCAUGGAAAGACGUAGCUGGUAGGUUUGUUUAGUCCUCCCCCACCUUUAGACGUCAUCAUCUAAAAAAAAAUCAAAAAAAAUCUACUUUUUCAUCUAUAUAAUCAUGGUGUAUAUAGAAAUAGAAUAAAAUUACCGUUGAUAUGGUAUGUUAUGUAUUUUAACUUUGUUUAAUUUCGUCGGUAUUUGUUACCUAUAAAUUGUAAAAGACCUUUAAUGAAAACAGUUUUGAUACUGAGAGAGUUACCCUGUUUAUAAAUAAAACGAAUACAUAAAUAAAUGAAUAAAUACAAAGUUUAUAUCACUCUCUCUCUCUCUCUCUCUCUGUAUCCAACCCUUUUCUCUUAAUCAUGGCUAUUAUGCCUAUCUCCAGGCACGUGCCCCCCAA